Messenger RNA from Medicago truncatula (barrel medic), 1289 nucleotides. Its product is annotated as phosphoenolpyruvate carboxylase kinase 1. Gene Ontology annotation, biological process: protein phosphorylation. The transcript has a single exon. Gene Ontology annotation, molecular function: protein kinase activity; ATP binding. Lineage: Eukaryota; Viridiplantae; Streptophyta; Magnoliopsida; Fabales; Fabaceae. Bases 84 to 908 code for a protein of 274 amino acids. The record is from RefSeq and is a predicted model, not a curated record.
UUCUCCUUCUAUAAAUAACCCUAACCUAACCCAAAAAAAAACUAAGAAACUCGAUAAUCAAAAUCGAAGAAAAAAUUGUUGAGAUGUGCGAAACCCUAAAAACUAAGUACCAACUCAGCGAGGAGAUCGGUCGUGGUCGUUUCGGUACCAUUUUCCGGUGCUACCACCCUGACUCCGCCGUACCAACAGCCGUCAAAGUUAUCGACAAAUCUCUCCUCGCCGAUUCCACUGAUCGCGAGUGUCUCGAAAACGAACCUAAAUUCCUCUCUCUUCUUUCACCUCACCCUAACAUCCUUCAAAUCUUCGACGUUUUUGAAAACGACGAUUUCUUAUCCAUCGUCUUAGAGCUUUGUCAACCUCACACUCUCCUCGACCGUAUCGUUGCGAAUCCUUUAACGGAACAACAAGCCGCUGCGAUAAUCAAAAAGCUUCUCGAAGCCGUUGUUCACUGCCACCGUCUCGGUGUCGCUCAUCGCGAUAUCAAGCCGGAUAACAUUCUCUUUGAUUCUGAAGAUAAUCUCAAAUUAGCUGAUUUCGGUUCGGCGGAAUGGUUCGGCGACGGCGAGAAAAUGAGUGGAGUCGUCGGAACACCGUAUUACGUGGCACCGGAGGUUCUAUUAGGAAGAGAUUAUACAGAGAAAGUUGAUGUGUGGAGCUGUGGUGUGCUUUUGUACAUAAUGUUGAGCGGGAUUCCUCCGUUUUACGGUGAUUCUACGGCUGAGAUUUUUGAGUCAGUUAUUAGAGCGAAUCUCAGGUUUCCUUCUAGAAUCUUCCGUUCUGUUUCUUCUUCUGCUAAGGAUCUGUUGAGGAAGAUGAUGUGUAGAGAUGAUUCUAGAAGAUUUUCUGCUGAACAAGCCUUGGCGCAUCCUUGGAUAGUGAGUGGAGGUGAAGCAAUGAAUCUGAAUUAGAAGAUGUAGAAAGUGUUGUGACUACCGGAAGCAGAGGAAACAGAGCACGGUGGUGUAAAUUUUCCGAUGAAGCGAUGCUGAGUAGAAUUUUCUCUUUCUUUUUAUGAAUCCAAGAAUCUAGAUAUGAGUUUUUAGUUUUUUUUUUUUUUUUUUUGUUGAGAUAGAAUCUUUUAUGGGAUUUUCUAUCUUUUUUUGUUUAUCAUGUGAAAAAUAAAAAAGUUAGGAGGUAGAGAAGAGAAUCUGAGGCUGAAGAAUCAUACUCUUUUUUGCUUUUUUAAUAGAAGGAGGAGUUUGAGGCUUAGUCUGUAGAUCUGGUUUUUGUAUCAUACUACUGCUACUACGGUAUCAUAAUUUUCAAUGAUAAGUGCUUUUGUUUAUUAA